AGCUGGAAUCCUAUUGGUUGCUGUGAGCUUCAUGGACUUUUAUAGACAAAACUCAGCAACUGCUUCCUAACAUGCAUUGUCCGACCUGAUGGAAAUGUUUGUUCCAACUCGGUGUAAACUUUCUCAUACACAUCGCCACCUUCAACAUGGCUGACCUUUUCAGUCACCGACGCGCACCACACCCCCCGUUUCAUUGGCUGCCUGCAGUGCGUGGUGACGUCAGUAGGGAAAGCCGGAAGUGUCAUCGUGCAUGUUUACUGCAGCGUGGAAUCCUUAGCGCUCGCCCUUAUAUCAUGCGAUUGGCACACUUCCUGAGGCCUCAGCGGCUCCAGUGUGUGGCAGCCCUUGCCAGCUGUGCGAUAGUAGGAGGCUGCGGGCGAAGAAGACUGCUGUGCCAGCAUUUGCCCUUGGAUCCCUCAAGGCAGCUCAGCUCAAUGCCUGCAACCAUGGAAGACGUCCUGAGCAAGUCUGUGCCACCUUUGCCACCCUAUGAGACCAAGGAAAAAAGCCCCCCACCUCCGGAGCUGCAGAGCUUACACUUCAUGCACUACUAUAGGUCCCUGGAUAAGGGGCAGAGAGUGGCACUGCUGGGGCAGCUGGCAGCAGAGUAUGGAGCAGACCAUGCCCAGGUGGCAGAACUUAGCAGCAAGCUGGUGCAGGCCCAACAGAACAGGGACCUGGGCACUGUCCUGCAGGUGGAGGACAGACUUAGGUACUACCUCACCCCCCAGUACAAAGUGCUCUUCAGUCAUAUCAGUAGGAUGGAGGGGGGCAUGAAGUUCCUGGUGGACCUUAGAGCUGACAUAGUAGAUGGAGUGAGCGCCAAGAUGGCAGAUGCUCCGCAACUUAGGGAGAUGAAUGGGGUCCUGAAAAGCAUGCUGUCUGAGUGGUUCUCCAUAGGAUUCCUAAACCUGGAGAGAAUAACCUGGCAGUCUCCCUGUGAGGUCCUGCAGAAGAUUAGUGAGUACGAGGCCGUACAUCCCGUCAGGAACUGGACAGACAUGAAGCGCAGAGUUGGCCCAUACAGGAGAUGCUUUACCUUCACUCAUAAUGCAAUGCCUGGGGAGCCACUUAUUGUGUUACAUGUUGCACUGAUGCAGAACAUUUUGGGUAAUAUUCAGGCAAUUGUGAAAGAGAUUCCCCCUUCUGAGAUUGAAGAUGGAAAUAAGAUCAAGUCAGCCAUUUUCUACUCCAUUAGUUUGACACAACAAGGCCUUCAAGGUGUAGAGCUGGGCAACUAUCUCAUCAAGAAAGUAGUAAAGGAAUUGCAGGGAGAGUUUUCUGAGCUCUCAGAGUUCUCCAGUUUGUCCCCUAUCCCUGGAUUUACCAAAUGGCUACUCGGUGCUUUUAACUCGCAAACAAAAGAACUGGGAAGGACUGAGCUCUUUUUGGAAUCAGAGUGUAAAGAGAUAUCGGACAUUACAGGUGCACCAGCUGUUGAGACCCUGAAGCGUCUCUUCACCAGCAACGAAUGGAUGAAAUCUGAAAGACUUGUAAAAGUUCUUGAGGCCCCGUUGAUGAGGCUUUGUGCUUGGUACUUGUACGGAGAGAAGCAUCGCGGUUGUGCCUUAAACCCUGUAGCAAACUUCCAUUUACAAAAUGGGGCUGUCAUGUGGCGACUGAACUGGAUGGCCGAUACAAGUCCAAGAGGAGCUGCAGCCUCCUGUGGCAUGAUGGUAAAUUAUCGCUACUUCCUGGAGGAGACAUCAGUCAAUAGUGCUAGAUACCUCCGGGUGAAGCAUAUCGAGGCCUCCGAGCAAGUUCUCAACUUGGUUUCUCAGUUCAGAAAGAACAGUAAAUUGUAAUGAGCUGAUGUGUCCUGGCUCCUAACCUCUGUACUGCAUCUACGUUGUGCUGCAUAGAUGAUCAGGGACUAUGGUUAUAUGUCUUGCCAAAUGAUGAGAAUAUUUAACACUUUGCCUUGACCCCCUCUGACCAACCAGAGACUAAUAAUGAUUUGAUUUCACUUGCACAGUUUUUUUUUUGCUCUUCAUAUUGUCUGUUGACUUUUUUUCAAUGUACUUUAUAUAAAUUAUUGAAAUCCUUGAGAGAGUUGUAUAGGAUUAGCUACUUUUAUCUGCAAACAGUGCAACGUAUGUCCGCAGUUGUAUCUGGUAUUGGAGCUUUACUCCACUUGAAAGAUUGAGUUGUAAUACCAGACCAAACCGUUGCACAGGGUGACACUGUUUCUGGACAAAUGCAGCCAUGUUUUUCUAACCCUGCAGAAAUCCUAUAAAUUGACACCAACAUGGUUGAAUUUGUGUUCUUGUAACUGUGAUAAUGUAACUUACAUUUUUUAAACAUGCGGACAGCUUCUCUAGCAAAUGUAGCUGCUGAAAAUACUUUAAAAUAAAAGAUAAAUAAAAGUUAAAAUUGACAUGCCUCUUAAGUCCAAUGCAGACCACUGGUGGUCCCCAGUGAUCUUUGUGAUUGGCUGCAGAGGUUGCUUACAUGCCUAUCUGGCUCUUGGAAAAUUUAGCUUAACCCGAU
Molecule: messenger RNA, 2490 nt
Organism: Hyla sarda
Lineage: Eukaryota; Metazoa; Chordata; Amphibia; Anura; Hylidae
Gene: MLYCD
Product: malonyl-CoA decarboxylase
Exons: 5
Coding region: 147-1805 (552 amino acids)
Biological process (GO): malonyl-CoA catabolic process; acetyl-CoA biosynthetic process; fatty acid biosynthetic process
Cellular component (GO): peroxisomal matrix; mitochondrial matrix
Molecular function (GO): malonyl-CoA decarboxylase activity
Source: RefSeq, a predicted model, not a curated record